This is a messenger RNA of Panicum hallii, 1619 nucleotides long. RefSeq lists its product as uncharacterized. The transcript has 5 exons. The record is from RefSeq and is a predicted model, not a curated record. Bases 290 to 985 code for a protein of 231 amino acids. NCBI's taxonomy places the organism in Eukaryota, Viridiplantae, Streptophyta, Magnoliopsida, Poales, Poaceae.
CAUAUAAAAUGCCAAGGCGGCCUUCUUCUCCCUCCUCACCUGGCUUCCAGAGAGGAGGAGGAGGAGGGAGGAACACGGGGCACAGGGGCGUCCGGAAUUUCCUCCGAUUCCGUUUACCGCGAAACCUCUGCCUCGAAGAAUCCAUUCCUCUGCUUGAUCUGUAUUUCUCCUGGUGGAGAAGAGAAGCGGAGAAUUACUAGUCCCGGAAGGUGAAUUGGAGGGCGCGGAGGCGCGAGCGGUGUUUUCAGCAUUUCAUACCUUCUACACUGGAAUUUCAGCCCGUCGGGAAAUGGAGAAAGAGGGGAGAAACCACUACCACACGCGGGGCUCCUCGCGCGGUGGCAGCGGUGGCACCGCGGCGGAGCGCGACCUGCUGUUACAGUGGGGCAACCGGAAGCGCCUGCGCUGCGUCAAGGUGCAACGUCGCGACGUCGAGGCCGCCGCCACCGCGGCCGCCGAGAAGGCCGCCAUCGGCCAGCGCCGCGCCGCCGCGGCGGCAGCAGUAGCGGCCGCGCAGCACCACCCAACCGGCCAUGCCCAUCACCGCGUCCUCAGGAACUCGGAAGAGUUUGCAACCAUGAAAUCGCCAGCACAGCAACAACAGAACAACGGCAUCCACACGGUUGCUUCACCAGACAGGGAACGCCCUGGUAGAGGUUGCAACAACAACGGAGCUCCACAGACCUUUCCAGAUGACAAGAAAGGCUCUUCAUCAGGGAGUGAGGGAUCCAUCUGGCCAAAGUUUGCAAUCGCCCUGUCAAACAGGGAAAAGGAAGAGGAUUUUCUGGUUUUCAAGGGAUCCAAGCUGCCUCAAAGACCCAAGAAAAGAGCCAAAGUCAUCCAGAGAACUGUCAAUUUUGUCUGCCCGGGAACGUGGCUUUGUGACUUGACUUUGGAAAGAUAUGAAGUCCGAGAGAAGAAGGUUUCCAAGAAGCGCCCCAGGGGACUGAAAGCUAUGCACGAUAUGGACAGCGACUCAGAAUAAAAGGAGAACACUGAACGUGAGAAGGUGAGUAUUAGAAAGAAGGCCAGCACAGAUCUAAGUCCAACAGAUGAAGAAUGACGGCAAAAGCGUACUGAUCGAAUGAUUGGUCGGUUCACCAUUUCUCGAGAUUGCUACUGGAGAUCAAUGUCUUCCAAAAGAAGUUGAGGGAAUCGAGGACGAGAGAAAUGACAGAAUUUGCAAAGAACAACGCAGAGGGGCUGCAGGAGCAGGAACUUUUACAAGCCUGCUUUUGUUACUGUGAACAUUAGCUACGACUUACUUCCUGUAAAGCAGCCGCGCAUUUUUGCAAGCCCCUCAUGUUAAUAACGGCCGACUACAUCUUGCGUUGUCAAAAGCCAAAGUAAUCCCGAGAGCAAUCCAGGUGCUCGCGUAAUUUGCCAAGUUCUGACAAUAAACUUCAUAUGAAUCUGAAAGGGCCUUCAGGAACUCUUCUUUUUUUUUCUUUUUCUUUUACCUCCUGGUGCUGUAACUGUUCGGUGUAUAUUCAGUCUGGAGCAUGAGACAGUGUCGAGUGUCAGUUGAUCAGGCAGCACAAAUGAUUGGACCUCUUCUAUAAUUCCGGACGAAGACUUGUAAAAAUAGGAAGUUUUCAGUAAUUUUUGUUACAGUUCCA